Arxiozyma heterogenica is the source of this 1230-nucleotide messenger RNA. RefSeq names its product transcription factor IIF subunit TFG2 (gene TFG2). Gene Ontology annotation, cellular component: transcription factor TFIIF complex. The transcript has a single exon. Lineage: Eukaryota; Fungi; Ascomycota; Saccharomycetes; Saccharomycetales; Saccharomycetaceae. Gene Ontology annotation, biological process: transcription initiation at RNA polymerase II promoter; transcription by RNA polymerase II. The record is from RefSeq and is a predicted model, not a curated record. The coding region runs from base 1 to 1230 and encodes 409 amino acids.
AUGGAAAACAAUGUUACUAGUGCACCAACCCUUACUACUAACAAUGUCACUCACAUAGAUGCAAGAGAUCUAGAUAAUGGUUAUUUAUCACAAGAAGAAGAAGUCUUUGAUGGUAAUGAUAUUGAAAAUAAUGAAACUAAAGUGUAUGAAGAAUCACUAGAUCUAGAUUUAUCUCAAGCCAAUAGACAGAUCUGGUUGGUCAGAUUGCCAAUGUUUCUAGCAGAAAGAUGGAGAGAUCGUUCUAAUUUACAUGGACAGGAACUAGGGAAAAUUAAAAUUAAUAAAGACGGUUCUCAAAUUAAACUAAUGUUAAAUAGAGAUGAUAAUGAUAAAGACGGUGAUUCUAUCCCACAUGAAUAUGAUUUACAAUUGACUAAAAAAGUGGUUCAAAAUGAAUUUAUCUUUACUGAACAAAAUUUGAAGAAGUAUCAACAGAGAGAAAAAGAACUGGCAUCAAAUCCAGAAAAACAAAUCGAAGCUUAUUUGAAAAAACAAGAGCGUGAAGAAGAACUAAAGAAAAAACAGCAACAAAUGAAAAGGAGAAAUCAACGUAGAAAGUUCAAUCAUCGUGUUAUGACAGAUCGUGAUGGUAGGGACCGUUACAUUCCUUAUGUUAAAACAAUCCCAAAGAAAACAGGUAUUGUCGGUACUGUAUGUCAUGAAUGUCAAGUUAUGCCAUCCAUGAAUGAUCCAAAUUAUCAUAAAAUUGUAGAGCAAAGACGUAAUAUAGUUAAGUUUAAUAAUAAAGAAAAAAUUACUACAUUGGAGGAAACUGUGGGUGUUACUAUGAGUCAUACAGGUAUGUCCAUGAGGUCUGAUACAUCUAAUUUCUUGAAAGUUGGUCGUGAAAAGGCUAAGAGCAAUGUCAAAUCCAUUAGAAUGCCAAAAAAGGAAAUAUUGGAUUAUUUAUUCAAAUUAUUCGACGAAUAUGAUUAUUGGUCUCUAAAGGGGCUAAAAGAAAGAACAAGACAGCCAGAAGCUCAUUUGAAAGAAUGUUUAGACAAAGUAGCCACUUUAGUGAAAAAGGGACCCUAUGCCUUCAAAUAUACUUUAAGACCUGAAUAUAAAAAAUUGAAGGAAGAAGAAAGAAAGGCUACAUUAGGUGAAUUAGCAGAUGAAAAUCAAUCAGCUGGUGCAUCAUCUGCUUCGCCAGUUUCUAAUAAUGACGCUAAUAAGCAGGAAGAUGAAGAUGAAGAUGAAGAUGAAAUUGAAAUGGAAGAUAUUGUGUAA